CAAAAACUUUUCUCAAAGAUGGCGUUUUUUGCGAUGUCCCGUGUUUCACGACGGAUAUUGAAAUCAUCCGUCUCGGCAACUCCAUCUUCGUUUUCUGUUUUCCAUUCUCAACAACAUUUAUACUAUUCGAAACCUGUUGCUACCCACUACAUCGACCCUCUCACUAAGCAUCCUCUAUGGAAUCGUAACUACGAAGAAGUAUGGAGUAAAGGCACGGACUUGCAUCAGGAGAGCUUUCUUGGUGUUGGAUGGAACUAUAGAUUAGUUGCUGGAAUGUCUUCGUCUUCUUCUCCGGUUAUGGAAGGAAAGUCUAAGAAAGAGGACGAGGAGAAGAGCGGUGUUGGUGGUGUGAAGGAAGCUUCUUGGGUAGAUUUGUAUUUGCCAGAAGGAGCUAGAGGUUAUGCUAAGCUUGCUCGAUUGGAUAAACCCAUUGGAACUUGGUUGCUUACUUGGCCCUGUAUGUGGUCCAUUGCAUUGGCUGCUGAUCCUGGAAGCCUUCCAAGUUUUAAGAUGAUGGGUUUAUUUGGUUGCGGAGCACUUCUUCUUAGAGGUGCUGGCUGCACUAUAAAUGAUCUGCUUGAUCGGGACAUAGACACAAAGGUUAAACGUACAAGAUUAAGACCUAUUGCCAGUGGUCUUGUGACACCAUUUCAAGGGCUUCAGUUUCUUGGGAUACAGUUGCUUUUAGGCUUAGGGAUUCUUCUCCAACUUAAUAAUUACAGCCGUGUUUUAGGGGCUUCAUCUCUGUUUCUUGUCUUCUCCUACCCACUUAUGAAGAGGUUUACAUUUUGGCCUCAAGCAUUUUUAGGGUUGACCAUAAACUGGGGAGCUCUAUUAGGAUGGGCUGCAGUUAAAGGAAGCUUAGAGCCAGCUGUUGUACUCCCUCUUUAUCUCUCAGGAGUCUGCUGGACCCUUGUUUAUGAUACUAUCUAUGCACAUCAGGACAAAGAAGAUGAUGUGAAGGUUGGUGUUAAGUCAACAGCUCUUAGAUUCGGGGACAAUACAAAGCUUUGGCUAACUGGAUUUGGCACAGCAUCCAUGGGGUUUCUUGCACUUUCUGGACUCAGUGCAGAUAUCGGGUGGCAAUACUACGCAUCACUGGUUGCUGCAUCGGGACAGUUAGGAUGGCAAAUAGGGACAGCUGACUUAUCAUCUCGCGCUGACUGCAGUAGCAAGUAUGCAAAACAGUUUGAGUUUUUUUCAUUUAUAGUUUUGGUAUUUGUGUCAAACAAGUGGUUUGGUGCUAUUGUGUUUAGUGGAGUUGUACUUGGAAGAACUUUUCAAUAG
This is a messenger RNA of Thlaspi arvense, 1287 nucleotides long. NCBI's taxonomy places the organism in Eukaryota, Viridiplantae, Streptophyta, Magnoliopsida, Brassicales, Brassicaceae. The record is from the annotation of a GenBank genome assembly.